AUGAGGAACGAAACGGGUGGUACCAUGGUCGUUGAUCUUGGCGAUGUUGGUCGCAAACCUAAAUAUGAUGAUCUAUUGAAAGCUGACCACGAAGGACUAUUCCCUCCCGGAGAUCCCAUCAUUACUAACACAAACUCAGCUCAUCAUCAUCGGUUCAGCAGCGUCUCAACCGCGACAAUGAGCAUCGGUCCGAACAGCGGAGAAGGUUCUCCUUGCGUUAUGUCUCCUUGGGCUCGUGUCUCGCCACCUUGGGUUGCAGAUUUCAAUGAAGACAAUGCUUUAGAGACCAAUGGUCUCAUUGGGUCCAUUGUACGUGAAGAAGGUCAUAUAUACUCGUUAGCCGCGUCUGGUGACCUUCUCUACACGGGCUCGGACUCAAAGAACGUUAGGGUUUGGAAGAAUUUGAAGGACUACGCAGGGUUUAAAUCGAGUAGUGGCCUCGUAAAAGCUAUUGUGAUAUGUGGAGACCGGGUCUUUACAGGCCACCAAGAUGGUAAGAUCCGGAUAUGGAAAGUUUCUAAAAGAAAACCGGGUAAACACAAACGUGUUGGAACGUUGCCCACGUUUAAAUCGAUGGUUAAAACCACCGUGAACCCUAAAAAUAUCAUGGAGGGACGUCGUAAUAAAAACGCCAAGAAAAAGAAGCAUAAGGACGCUGUGUCGAGUCUCAGCAUGGACGUGGAGGUUGGUUUGUUGUACUCAAGUUCUUGGGAUAGGACGAUCAAAGUGUGGAGAAUCUCUGACUCAAAAUGUUUGGAAUCUAUUCAAGCGCAUGAUGACGCUAUAAACUCGGUUAUGUUCGGUUUUGAUGACUUGGUGUUCACGGGAUCUGCGGAUGGAACUGUUAAAAUGUGGAAACGUGAGAUGCAAGGCAAAGGAACUAAGCAUGUGUUGGAACAAGUUUUGCUCAAGCAAGAAAACGCUGUCACCGCAUUGGCGGUUAUACCGAAGUCUUCGAUGGUUUAUUCCGGUUCAUCUGACGGUUUAGUUAACUAUUGGGAACGUUCGAAGGGUUUAUUCAUUGGUGGAGUACUAAAAGGACAUAAGUCGGCAGUGUUAUGUCUUCAUGUAGCGGGGAACUUGUUGUUGAGUGGUGCUGCCGACAAGAACAUAUGUGUCUGGAGGCGGGACCCGUCUGAUGGGUCUCAUGACUGUGUGUCGGUUUUGACGGGGCACACGGGACCGGUUAAGUGUUUAGCCGUGGAGGAGGAACAAGCUUACUAUAGUGGAGGAAAAGUAUGUACGGUUAACGAGGGAGACAGGAAGUGGAUUGUAUAUAGUGGGAGUUUGGACAAGUCGGUGAAAGUUUGGCGUGUGUUGGAUAGGAUGGCGACGUGUAGGGAAGUGGACGAGCCAGAAGCAUCUUCAGGGAGGAAGAGUUCUUUGUCUACACAUGAAGGGAGUGGCGCGUGGAGUUCAUUUUGA
Molecule: messenger RNA, 1425 nt
Organism: Eruca vesicaria subsp. sativa (arugula)
Lineage: Eukaryota; Viridiplantae; Streptophyta; Magnoliopsida; Brassicales; Brassicaceae
Source: the annotation of a GenBank genome assembly